UUUAUUUUAGCACAACUCCGGAAACGACAUCAGCGUCCACUAUAGCAACGGUCUCUCAGCGUUUUACACCAUUUCAGACCGAAAACCAAAACAACACAGGGAAGCAUCACUACAUCGCCAACAAACGCAUAAUCUGAACGGACCCUGACACACAAAACAUUAACCGCGGAACUGCAGGCAGUUCAAACGCAGAGCAGCGCAAAUGAUGGCGAAUUACCGGGCGUUUCACACCCAGCUCGCGACCAUCAUGGAGACGCUGACGCGCGCGGCGGUCGCCGAGAUCUGCGAGCUCGUGGACGACGGCUACGCCGUUUUACACAUCGAGAUUUCGCGCCACCAGAAAGAGAACGAGGAGCUACGACGGAAACUGCAGCUCAUCGAGUCUAUCGUUGCUGCGCGGGGGUUCAGCGACGAGAACGGGUCGGCGCGAGAUGUACGGUGUGACAGCAAUACUCGCGAAGCGCCGGUGAGCAGAAAAGCGUCCGCAAGCGGAGAGUCUACGAGCUGGGCAACCGCGGCAGAUUCCCGUGAAUCUCGUGAGGAAGGAGAUCUGAUUCAGACGCAUAUCAAGCAGGAAGGUCUGGAUCAGACACCGCUGGAAGAUGAAGACGACGAUGAUGAUGGGGAAAGUGUCUCUGUUGUAACUCACGACUCUCCUAAACCAGAAGUUACUGAGACCACAGGGCAGGACUCCCACCCGCUUAUACACUCCCCUGUGCUUGACACACACUGUCACCCGCUAACACACUCCCCUGAUCAUGACACCCACUCUCACACACUAACUUUUGCAGACAAACACUCUGGUGCGGAUGAGUCCCAGCACUCCAGUAUCGAUUUGACAAUUUCGGAUGAUGCUUCAUACCCCCUCUCGCAAACCAUUCCGGAGACACGUGUGUCCCAUCUCCAUCGAGUGUUUCAAGAAGAUUUGGGUUUAAAAGCUGAUUUGGACCCCGUCUCCGACUGGGCCGCUCGCACUGUUCGUAACACGCUUGCACAAACCUCUCCGCAGAGACUCGGUGGCUCGGACCCUCUUGUAUCCCAUAACUCUCCUUUGUUUGCUGCGCAGCGGCUGGUUGCUCUGGGUAAUGUCCCAGGGUUGGGUGUCUAUGGGCAGUUUGGCGCUUUGCGGGGAGGCGGAGCCAACAAGAGACACUUCAUCUGCUCGAUUUGUGGAAAGAGUUUCACCACUUCGCAGAGUUUGGACACGCACAUGCGCAUCCACACGGGAGAACGGCCGUACCGCUGCGAGCAGUGCGGGAAGCGUUUUACUCAGUCUGGCCAUCUCACGGCUCACCAAACUGUCCACACCGGAGAGAGACCGUACGAGUGCACCCGCUGCGGGAAACGAUUCGCAGGAAAGCAGUACCUGCGCAUACACACCAAGAAACACCAUCCUGACUUACAUGCGCUCUCACAUAUACCAACACAAACACAGCAAGAAUCACUACCCUGACUUAAACGGUACUCACAACAGAGAGAACGACGGAUACUGUUUGAUUAUUUAUUGUUUUUUACCUAUAUUUAUAUAUUAAAAUCUUGGUGGAGGAGUCAUGCAACUUUUUAGUUUCGCAGUGGUCAAAUAUGAAAACCUGAGUAGGUAAUUGAGGUUAUACACCUGUAGCGAGAUUGACUUACUAAACAAUACUAAAACCUGGAUUUGGAAGGUAACAAGUCUGAAUUGAAACAUCUAUGUGAGCCAAAACUGAUAAGGACCUUGUUUAUACCUGGUAUUAAGAUGCGUUUUGGUCAAUCUGAACACUAGUCAUCAAGAAAGGCAAGUUCCUGUUCACACCUGGGGUCUCAUUUAUAACAGUGUGCAUAGGAUCCUUACUAAAGUCCAAUUUAUCGUUGUGCGCAAGUUCUACACCCUAGGUUAUCCUUAGCCUCUGCGUAGCCUAUGUGAACCGCAAGCACUGUGAUUGGUCCACCAGAACCCCUCCCGUCAGGAAAAAAAACUGCGUCAUAGGUAUUUCUGUUUGUGACGGUGAGAACAAAGAUGGGCCAAGUUGAGGAGUGAUUUAACUCAAACUUCAACAUUAGUCGUUGUUUAUUUACUUCCAACAUUGCUGGUCUUCUCAAAACAUACACAACAAGCUGCUGUUUCUUCUUCGUUUGUGGAUUAAACUUGCGAAGCUGCUUCUUUAUUGACGGUUGUUCUGCUACUGUGGUUACACGUGAGGAUACAGCCUACCAGCGGUCUGCAUGCGUGUUUGCACGUCGACUCGGACGACGACGCAGAAGUAUAUGAGAACUGACGCGUAGACUACACCUUAGUAUCUACGCACAACUAUAAUGAGCCCUUAAAAAAAUUUACGUGUGCCCAAAAGCCAAAAAGGCCGUAUGCCAAAAAAAUAUUAAGACUUAAAAAACAAAGCAAUAUUACCUUUAUAAAUCACAGAUCACCUGCAAGUGUGCGUUCAUUAAUCAUCCUCAGAUCCCACCGUGCAAGCCCAUUGUCCCAUAAAGUUUGUUUUUAUAGAACAGAACCUUUGCGUGAGAACUGGCGUACACGUUUCCAGCACCGUUGUAUACGUAUGCAUAGGGGUGGGCGAUAUGACCAAAAUCUUCUAUCACGAUAGGAUUAAUUUUAUAUCAUGAUAACGAUAUGUAUCACGGUAGAGUUUUUUAUGUUUUAAUAAGGUUUAAAUCUUUAAUACCAUAGAAAUGUUCAUAAUUCUCACAAAAAAACAUAUACAAGCAUAGAAAGAAGAUUAAAACAAACAAAACUCAAGCUCUCUGAAGAUACACAGUCAAUAAGAAUGAUAAUAAAUAAUUAUGCAUGUAUGUAUAGGCCUAUAUAUAUUUUUUUUUAAGGUAGAAAAGUGAUUUAAUCAGGAGCAGUGAGAGAUUUUUUUCUCAAUGCUGUUUGAUUAACACGAGUGACAGACAGGAGCAAAAUUAGGUAACUUCCCCUUUAAGACCAAAGUCCGGAUCCAAUACACUGUUACACAUGCGCUUUCUCUUUUAGCUGUUUACUUUCUCUUAAGACCUUACUGGUCGUGUUUAUGAUGAUGCUUGCAAAGACGGGAAUUUUGACGCAUAUGUGUAUUUAAGGCCAAUAAAGCGGGAAAAAUGCUCACGAGCUUAAUAAGCAGAGGUCGCGCGACUUGCGCGCUCCUCACAGACAGAAAGAGCAGCGGUUGCGCGACUUGUCCGCUCCUGACACACAGAAAGAACGCACGCAUACAGAUCUGUUGUCUGUGUUUCAAUGGCUUAAAAUAACUUGUUUUAAAACUGCAGUGCUUAAAUACGUGUACAAACGUUACGUUUUCGCGACCACACGCACAGGAGCGUGACGUGGGCAAGUAACCUCGAUAGAAACGAUAGUCCAAAAUCUCUACCGGUUGACAAAUUUCUACCGGUUAAUUUUGUCUACCGGUUUAUCGCCCACCCCUACGUAUGCACGUUUUUUAAUUGAGACCCCUGGUGUUUCAAUCAAUCUUUUUUGUUCACUUCUACCGCUUCUGUCGUGAUUAGUUCUAAAGGAUAGUCUAUGGACGAGUGCCUCGGCUUUUGUUAAAACACGAGCAGAAAAAAACAUAGGUUUAAGUUGAUGCACAAUAAUAUUAUGUCAAGAGUACUGCUGCUUGUGUUGUUAGUAAACAUGCUGCAUAACAUUUUGUACAUUUCAGAGCAAUGGACGAAAUAAGCUCAACUUUCCCAAGCUUGAAAAAUGAACGAGGGAGAGAAGCUGCUUUCGUUUUAGUAAUGAUAGCCUACACCCCGAACCACGUUGAACACUGUGGGUUUGGUCAGGAUCGGUUCAUCAUGUUAGGUCAGUAGGCAGAGAGUAGGCGGUCUUUUGUGGCUGUUCAAACACAUUUGUUGAAUGCAAUUCUGUUGAAUGCGCUUUCGACUACCUCCGAGUUUGGUUGAAAGUGGGUGAGUUUAAAACGUUUUUGACCCAGUUUACACCUGUAUUUAGCGUCAUCCACUUGUGAUCUGAUCGACCAAAACAUUUUAAUACCAGGUGUAAACAGGGCCUAAGACUCUCAACAAGAUGUGCACAUCAAAAAAAUGCACAAAGAUGUACUUGAUGUACAGGACAAUGUGUGGUUAUUUCAAUAAUGGUUUUGUUAUUAUCUAAAUUAGAUGUAAUGAUACAUUAUCUACAGAAUCUACAUUUAUAUGAGAAACACUAACUGGGUUUAUCUGUGUUUUACUUUAUAAUAAACAUCAACUGUGGAA
Messenger RNA from Paramisgurnus dabryanus, 4188 nucleotides. RefSeq lists its product as uncharacterized. The record is from RefSeq and is a predicted model, not a curated record. Gene Ontology annotation, biological process: embryo development; regulation of transcription by RNA polymerase II. Gene Ontology annotation, cellular component: nucleus. NCBI's taxonomy places the organism in Eukaryota, Metazoa, Chordata, Actinopteri, Cypriniformes, Cobitidae. Gene Ontology annotation, molecular function: RNA polymerase II transcription regulatory region sequence-specific DNA binding; DNA-binding transcription factor activity, RNA polymerase II-specific.